CAUUUGGGGGAUAUCUGUACUGUCCUGACAUUUGGGGGAUAUCUGUACCGUCCUGACAUUUGGGGGGAUAUCUGUACCGUCCUGACAUUUGGGGGAUAUCUGUACCGUCCUGACAUUUGGGGGGAUAUCUGUACCGUCCUGACAUUUGGGGGAUAUCCGUACCGUCCUGACAUUUGGGGGAUAUCGGUACCGUCCUGAUAUUUGGGGGAUAUCGGUACCGUCCUGACAUUUGGGGGAUAUCGGUACCGUCCUGACAUUUGGGGGAUAUCGGUACCGUCCUGACAUUUGGGGGAUAUCCGUACCGUCCUGACAU
Molecule: messenger RNA, 313 nt
Organism: Staurois parvus
Lineage: Eukaryota; Metazoa; Chordata; Amphibia; Anura; Ranidae
Source: the annotation of a GenBank genome assembly